Molecule: messenger RNA, 279 nt
Organism: Penicillium roqueforti
Lineage: Eukaryota; Fungi; Ascomycota; Eurotiomycetes; Eurotiales; Aspergillaceae
Exons: 3
Coding region: 1-279 (92 amino acids)
Source: RefSeq, a predicted model, not a curated record
AUGCAACCAACCGACCAAACCAAGACAAAGGCCAAGACAGCCGCUGCCAAAGCCAAAGCCGCUGAAAGCGAGCACGCCCGUCUGCAGAAUGACUACGGCGCAGACUACUGGGUCCGCAAUGGCCAAGAGCAUCGACGUGCUACUGGUGGACGAGGCCUCUUCGCCGGUCUACAAGACGUGAAGCACUACAACGUCGACCAUGGCUGGGCUCGUCGCAAGUCUGAGACUGAGCAGCCUGGGAUUCUGGGGUCUAUUUGGAGUCGGAUCACUGGACUUUGA